AUGGCGGGAAAGCAGUGGCGUUUGGAGUGGACGCCAAAAGGGAAGGUGGUGCAACUGUUUGCUACAGUGGAAAGAGAGAUCCGUCCGAUCCAUGUGAUGGUGUUCAACAUUGGAGCUACCAGUUUUGACUCCAAUCCAGUGGCGCAACCGUUCGCUACAGUGGAAAGAGAGAUCUACCAGUUGGUGCAACUAUUUGCCACAGUGGAGGCGGAGAUCGGUCCGAUCCAUGUGAUGGUGUUCAACAUCGACCAGGUGGCUCGGCUGUUUGCUACAGUGGAGGGGGAAAUCGGUCCCAUCCAUGUGAUGGUGUUCAACAUUGGAGCAAGUAGCUCUAGAAUUGCUCCUGUCUCUCCUCUUUUCCCGGCUCCUCCCACCCUUUCCUCCCCGCAGACCAGGUGGCUCAACUACCACGUGGCUCAACUGUUCGCUACAGAGGAGGCGGAGAUCGGUCCGAUGCAUGUGAUGGUGUUCAACAUCGGAGCAAACCAGGUGGCUCAACUGUUUGCCACAGUGGAAAAGGAAAUUGGUCCGGUUCGAGUGGUGGUUUUCAACAUCGGAGCAAACGUCAAGUUUGAUGUGGUGGACACGACUUCGAGAGUUUACUUCAAGGUUUGGGAAAUGGCAUGCUUGGCAGGCUUCCUCACAUCUCGUGAGGCUGCACGGAGGAUGCUUCCCAGAAACUGCGGCACGAUUAUUCUCACCGGUGCUACUGCAAGCGUUCGUGGCGCUGCAGGGUUUUCUGCCUUUGCGGGAGCUAAGCACGCGCUAAGAGCUCUGGCUCAAUGCUUAGCUAAAGAAUUAGGUCCCCAGGGGGUACAUGUUUGCCAUGUGGUGAUUGAUGGGGCUGUUGACACACCGUGGAUUAGGGGGAAUUUUCCAGAGAUGGUAAAGGAGAAAGAGAAGGUGGAUGGGUUGGUGCAGCCUGAUGAUGUGGCGGAGCUGUAUUGGUCGCUGCAUAUGCAGAAGAGGAGUGGCUGGGCGUUCGAGGUGGACCUGAGGCCAUGGACGGAGAGAUGCCAUCAAAACACUCCAGCAGCAGAACCGCCUACGCGUUACGAGCCGGCUACCCGUUUAUCCGCCAUGGCGCGUCGCCUUUCUCCCUGGGGAUUGUCGCUGGUCCUGCUUGCGCUUCUCGCGGCGCUUCUUCCGGAGCUGUGCGCCGCGGACGAUGAUGGCAGCUCUCGCCAGUACGAUGGGAAGACCGGCGCGAAGAAGCUUAUAGCGGAGAUGAAGAAGAAAGGCUACAACACUGCGCUGUCGCUUUUCGAAUCGACAGGCGGUGCAAAGGAGUUCCCUGCAACAAUGAGUUACUACCGCCUCACCGUUCUCGCGCCCACCGAUGAGGCCAUUCUGCCCCCUCUCGUUCAAUGUGCCCCGAUUUGCCUCCAGGUAUCGAAUAGCCAAGGAGCUUCCAGAAGCAAUGAGCUACUACCGCCUCACCGUUCUCGCGCCCACAGACGAGGCCUGUCGCCAAAUAACACUGCUCCCCCCUCUCUUCCCCACCCUCCGCCGCAUCACUCUCCUCUUUCAGGAAUAGCCAAGGAGCUUCCAGAAGCAAUGAGCUACUACCGCCUCACCGUUCUCGCGCCCACUGACGAGGCAUUUGCGAAGCUUUCUUCGAGCGUGACCAAGGGGCUGAGCAAGGCGGCGAUGCGGGAUAUCACGAUGCUUCAUAUUGUAAAGGGGAGAAAGACCGCUGCUACUUUAAUUCGCAUGCGGAGGGAGCACGAGAGCGUGACCAAGGGGCUGAGCAAGGCGGCGAUGCGGGACAUCACGAUGCUGCAUACUGUGAAGGGGAGGAAGACGGCUGCUACCCUCAUUCGCAUGCAGAGGGAGCACGAGGUGAGUGCUAUAGAAAGCUUCUCCGCAUUGCAAUGUGUACUGCUAACCUUCUACAAGCCACAUUGUGAAGGGGAGGAAGGAUGCCGCUACCCUGAUUCGCAUGCAGAGGGAGCACGAGGUAAUGGCGCACUCUCUAAUACCGGAGAAGCAGGGUCGGUCAAACCAGUCAAUUUGUGUGUGACUUUCCCUCUCUUCCCCUCUCUUUCCCUCUCCUCCCCUCUCUUUCCAUCCCCUCUUCCCUCCUCUCCCUUUUCCUCCCCUCUCCCCUCCCAGUGGCGAACGCCCUCCAAGGCCAGAGAAGCAGGUCUCUUCAAAGCCACAGAAACGAAAGUCAAGCCGGUCAACUCGGUGAAGCCAGUCAAGCUGUGUAUGUGGUUCCCUCCCUUCCCCCUUCUCCCCUCUCCAGUGGCGACGUCCUUCCAAGAACGGAGAAGCGGGUCUCUUCAAAGCCACAGAAACGAAAGUCAAGCCAGUCAACUCGGUCAAGCCAGUCAACCAAGUCAACCUGUGUGUGCGUUUCCCUCUCUUCCCCUCCCUCUCACCUCCCAGUGGCGAACUCCCUCCAGGAACGGAGAGGCAGGGCUUUUCAAAGCCACAGAAACGAAAGUCAAGCCGGUCAACUCAGUCAAGCCAGUCAAGCUGUGUAUGUGGUUCCCUCCCUUCCCUUUUCUCCCCUCUCCAGUGGCGAACGCCCUCCAAGAACGGAGAGGCAAGUCUCUUCAAAGUCACGGAAGCAAAAGUCAACCCAGUCAAACUAGUCUUACGCUUCCCUCCCCUCCCUUUUAUCCUUCCCUUCCCUCUCCCUUCCAGUGGCGAACUCCCUCCAAGAACGGAGAAGCAGGUCUCUUCAAAGCCACAGAAGCAAAAGUCAAGCCGGUCAAACUACAUGCAGAGGGCGGCAAGAAUGUGACUAUAACGAAGCCGGAUUCGGUGCUGCUGACGAUCUCUGCCGUCCACGGCAUCGACAAGGUGAUCAUUCCGGGCGGCAAGCUGACCGGGGCGAAAAAGAAGCUGUCGCUGAAGGAGUGUUUGGAUCUGAGCAAUGGGGAGGAGGACUUGGAUUAUGACAACUAG
Closterium sp. NIES-65 is the source of this 2916-nucleotide messenger RNA. The record is from the annotation of a GenBank genome assembly. Lineage: Eukaryota; Viridiplantae; Streptophyta; Zygnematophyceae; Desmidiales; Closteriaceae.